Phytophthora sojae is the source of this 2532-nucleotide messenger RNA. RefSeq names its product Neprolysin CD1, peptidase family M13, neutral zinc metallopeptidase. Gene Ontology annotation, molecular function: metalloendopeptidase activity. The record is from RefSeq and is a predicted model, not a curated record. Bases 1 to 2532 code for a protein of 843 amino acids. The transcript has 2 exons. Gene Ontology annotation, cellular component: plasma membrane. NCBI's taxonomy places the organism in Eukaryota, Oomycota, Peronosporomycetes, Peronosporales, Peronosporaceae. Gene Ontology annotation, biological process: protein processing.
AUGGCCCUAUGGAUGAAGUGGUGGUGCCUGCAACGACUGUGUGCGAAAUCCGAGCGUCACUUCGUAAACCUCAACACGGGCAAAUCCACAUCUGCCGGCAGCAGGCGUCGUCGUGUCCCGCUCUCGUUCGUGGCUCCUAGAUCUCAAGCGGCUUCGCAGGCGGCAGCGUCAAGUAGCCGACACGUGUGCGCAGUGCGCGCGCCAAGUUGCACGCCGAUGGAGCGCUCCGCGGGCGCCAAGUGGAAGAAAAUCUACGACGAAGACGGCGCGCCGCCCCCUGUCGACGAGGAAGAGGACGCGCCCAUGAGCAAGCAGAAGGCGCUGGGCGACGAGCAGCCGCUCGUGACCCACGAGGAGGAACCCGCGGGCUACGCCGGCCCGCAGCCGCUGCUGCUGCAGAAGCCGCUCUUCGCCUGGGCCACUGCGGGACUGGGCGCGCUGUUCCUCAUUGUGGUGGUGCUGGUGGUGCGCGGCGGCACGCUGCACGCCCCUCGAGCCAUUCAGGGGUCCACUGAGGCGUCGGCGUGGGUACAGAGGCUGCCCAGUGAUGUGGAGCGCCAUAUUGACAGAGCGGUGGACCCUUGCAAGGACUUCUACGCCUUCAGCUGCGGCGCGUGGCAGCAGCAGGCGGAGAUCCCGGACGACAGACCCAGCGUCUUCCUGUCCUUCUCGACGGUGCAUGACGAGAACGAGAAGGUGCUGAAGGAGCUCAUGCAGCAGGGAUGGCCGCUGGUUGGGGAGCUGUACGACUCGUGCAUGAAUUUCAGCAAUGUUAGCAGCACGACGGCGGACGAGGCGUCGCUGAAGGUGCUGGCGCCCGUGUUGCAGCAGAUCGCAGCGACCAAGAGCAAGCAGGAGCUGUUUCAAGUGGCCGGAGAACUGUCCAAGGCUGGGCCGGACUUCUUGACGGGAUUGAGUGUGAGUGCGGACGCCAGGGAAGCCACGACGUACGCGCUGUACGCAUCGCAGAGUGGAUUGUCACUGCCCGACCCGCAGUAUUAUCUGGACAAGAAGCAGUUCGACUCGAUCAGUGACGCGUUCCAUGCGUACGUGGUGGAGCUGUUUCUGCUGGCUGGAUGGGAGUCCGGGGCUGCUGCGUCGCGAGCUUCUGAGGUCAUUGACUUUGAGCAGACACUGGCGCCGUUGUUUGUGCCCAAGGAGAAGCUGCAGGAUCCCGUGGCUACCUACAACCGCAUGAACGUGGCCCAAGUCGCUGACGAGUUUCCUCUUACGUUCGCAAAGUUUGUCAACGGUACGGGAUUGCUGACUAGUCUCAAGGCUCACAGUACCGAUGUGAUCGUGGAGACUCCUGAAUACUUUGAGCGAGUUGAGAAGCUGCUGGCGGGGAAUACUGUCACGCUGGACACGUUGAAGGCCGUACUCACGUACCAGUUCAUCAGCACGUAUGCAGGUGUGCUCAGUGAACCUUUUGUGCAGGCCAGCUUCUCGUUUUUCGCGCGGACGCUCCGCGGUCAGAAGACGCGCGCACCGCGCUGGAAGGUUUGUCUUCAGCGUGUGACUGAUAACUUUCCUGAUCUUGUGGGCAAGUACUUCGCGCUCCUGCGCUUCGACCAGGCAAGCGAACAACUCGCCAGUCAGCUUGUGACGCAGAUCCAAGAGUCACUACAGAAGAAUCUUGGACGUGCGGAUUGGCUGGACGGACCGACGCGCCAGGCGGCGCUGGAAAAGCUGGGCAACAUAACGAAUUUGAUCGGUCAUUCGACACGCUCCGAGCACUUCCCGUAUGAGCUACGCGGCGACGCGCCACUUGCCGACAACAUGCAGAUUGUGAAGCGACACGCGUUUGAUCGCGCCGUGGCUCGCAUCGGCAAUCCCGUUGAUCGCAACAAAUGGGCAAUGACGAGUGCUGCAGUGAACGCGUACUACCAGCCGACAGCCAACCAGAUCGUAUUCCCCGCUGGGAUCCUUCAGCCUCCGUUCUUCGCUCGUGGACGGCAUCCAGCUCGGAAUUUCGGUGCCAUUGGUUCUGUCAUUGGCCAUGAACUUACACAUGGCUUUGACGCCUCUGGAAGAUACUACGCUGGUGAUGGUAAUCUCCAGGAUUGGUGGAGCAGUGAAACAGCGGAGGAGUUCUCGAAGAGGACAGAUUGUCUGGUGAACCAGUACGACAACUUUGCAGUGACCAGUGGUGCAGACACCGACAAGGUGCUGGGCCACGUCAACGGGAACUACACUCUGAGCGAGAACAUCGCGGACAACGGCGGCGUCAAGUUAUCCUUCGCGGCGUAUCAAGAGUACAUUGACAAGAUGAGCGAAGCUGAUGCGAUGAGUGACGCCGAGAAGAGUUUGCCUGCCAGCGAAGCUGAAAAGCUCUUCUUCAUCUCAUUCGCGCAGGCGUUCUGUGCGAAGACAAGCGACGCCAGCGUGACGCAGCGGUUAGCAACGGAUCCGCACUCUCCCGAGCGAUGGCGCAUUAACGGCGUGGCAAGCAACUCGCGGGACUUUGCUCGCGUAUUCUCCUGCCCCGCUGGUUCUCCCAUGAACCCGAAGACAAAGUGUCAGCUUUGGUAG